AUGGUCUCCUCCAAGGACACUUGUUUCAUUUACCAUGAAAAACAAUCAAAAAUGCUGUGUGCGCUUCACGCCCUGAACAAUGUGUUGCAAGAUAAAAUAUUUUCAAAAUCUUCACUGGAUGAUAUUGCCAACACUCUGGCCCCAUCAAAAUUUGUCAAUCCCCACAGAAAUUUUUUUGGACUCGGUAACUACGAUGCAAACGUCCUGGUCCUUGCUUUGCAACAGUGCGGUUACGACAUUGUUUGGUGUGAUAAACGUAAAUCACUCAAGGACCAUCAUUUGAAUUUGAACAAUAUUCUCGGCUUCAUAUUGAACACUUUGUCUCGACGACACAUUCUCUCGUUUCCUCUGCCUUAUGCUGGCAGCCACUGGAUUGCAUUUAGGCACAUCACUGUGAACGGAAUUGGUCAGUAUUAUAAUUUGGAUUCGAAAUUACGGGCCCCGCUCCCAGUCGGAUCAACCGAUGAACAGUUUAUUGAUUAUUUGGAACAACGUUUGCGUGAAUAUCCAGAUACUCAGCUGUUGUUUGUCGUCUCCAGUGACGUACUCCAACAACGAUCAUGGACCCAAACUGGUCACGCACCCUAA
Molecule: messenger RNA, 588 nt
Organism: Echinostoma caproni
Lineage: Eukaryota; Metazoa; Platyhelminthes; Trematoda; Plagiorchiida; Echinostomatidae
Source: the annotation of a GenBank genome assembly